This is a messenger RNA of Cutaneotrichosporon cavernicola, 681 nucleotides long. RefSeq lists its product as uncharacterized. Lineage: Eukaryota; Fungi; Basidiomycota; Tremellomycetes; Trichosporonales; Trichosporonaceae. The record is from RefSeq and is a predicted model, not a curated record. Bases 1 to 681 code for a protein of 226 amino acids. The transcript has 2 exons.
AUGGACCCAGCCAAAUCCACUUUCUCCCCUCCUCAUCCCCGUGGAAGACCUCACCACGAGGGGGUGAAAAUGUAUUCCGACCGCGCGAAGGCGCUGCGCAUAGCCCCUCUAAAGUAUUCCCUCGUGUUUCUGCUGAACAUUGGCGAGGUUUUCAAGAUGGUAAACGACAGAAUCAAGCACUGUCAGGACUGUGUAAUCAAGUACCGUGACAUGCUCUCCGAUACUCGAAUACGCAUCCAGGAGCUCCAAUUGAGUCUCGAAGAGAUCAAGUUCCUCACCGCUCUCGACGAACAGCGAUUUAACUUGCUCAAUGUCCGGAUCCACGUGGCCAUCAUCCGCCACCGUACACUUCAACCGCCUCUCGAGCCCAACUUUGUCGUCAUCUCCAAUAUGACCAACCCCGAUGGGUUACCGUCUCUCCAUAUCCACCUUCCGCUGUUGAACUUGAGUAUGACCGAGGCGGAGUGCGAGCACAUGUGGACCUACUUCGAAGGCAUGCAGGCUUCGUUGGCUCGUCUCAAGGUCAGAGAGUGUACAAACAUCGCCAGCCUCCGGGACAAGGCGUUGCGGGCACAAGCUUGUCUCACAUAUAUGACACCCAUUUUGAAAGGGGUAGUCGACCUCCGCAAGGCAAUUCUGCGCUGUAUCAUGGUAGCGCAGUGGCGCAUGGAGAUGGCCUAG